AAAAUAAUGGAGUAAGUGCGAAUCAUAAUUAGGUAAACUAUAACUACAAAUGCCAAUUGUCUUCUAAACUAUGGCUGUUUAUGAAAUGUCCUCCAUCUAAUAUGAAGUACUAAUCAAGUUGAUCAGUCAAUUGAAAAAAAACUCUCUUUCAGGCGAACUGGGGUGGCAUCUCAAAUCGUUAAAAACUGGAUUGAAAUUGUUUUUGGGCUCCAAGUUUUAGCUUUAGCACCAUUUUAAAACACAAAAUUUGAGCGGGCAAAGUUGUAAUUUUGGCCUACAAGCUUUAGCGUCUCAGUAGCUGUACUUACUUCCUUCUCACUCGUUUGCCAUUUCGAAGAAAAGAAACAAAGGAUUCUUUUUCCGUUUCAAUGGGAGACCUGAAGAGGAAAAGAGGCCGGAAACCUAAAAGUGCGGUGGCGGAAUCCGGCGGCGGCGGCGCUGGUACCUCUUCCAAAGCAGCCGUCGAUGAAUGCGUAGUUUCUCCAAGUCCUGUCGAAACUGGCACCAACGGCGACCCACAAUCUCGCUGGCGCGGUCGCGGCCGCCCUAGGAAAGUUGGCAAACAGGAAGAAGACGCAGACAGGGACAUUGCGGCCUCGCCAGAGAGAAGAGGCCAUCGGUUCGCUGACCACAACGGAGAUAUCACCACUGUAUUGAGUAGCGACUUGAGGCAUGGGGCAGAGUUGGCUUCAGCAGCGGCAGCAGCGAAGGCUGUUCCGUCGAUGGAUGCGGUGGUGAAGGUAUUCUGCGUGCAUACAGAGCCAAAUUUCUCUCUUCCCUGGCAGAGGAAGAGACAAUAUAGCUCCAGUAGUAGUGGGUUCAUAAUUGGUGGAAGAAGGGUGCUCACGAAUGCACACUCCGUGGAGCACCAUACUCAGGUUAAACUCAAGAAACGUGGUUCUGAUACCAAAUACUUAGCUACCGUACUUUCCAUUGGAACUGAAUGCGAUAUAGCAAUGUUAACUGUGAAUGAUGAUGAGUUCUGGGAAGGAGUAUCACCUCUUGAGUUUGGGGAUUUGCCUGCGCUGCAAGAUGCUGUAACUGUUGUUGGAUACCCUAUUGGAGGAUAUACAAUCUCUGUGACUAGUGGUGUUGUCUCGCGCAUCGAGAUACUAUCUUAUGUUCAUGUGUCAACUGAGCUCCUCGGAUUGCAGAUCGAUGCUGCCAUCAAUUCUGGAAAUUCUGGUGGACCUGCAUUCAAUGAUAAGGGAAAGUGUGUAGGUAUUGCAUUUCAAUCCCUUAAACAUGAAGAUGCCGAGAACAUUGGUUAUGUCAUACCAACACCAGUAAUUAUGCAUUUCACCCAAGAUUAUGAGAAGAAUGGAGCAUACACAGGAUUUCCUAUUAUUGGGAUUGAAUGGCAAAAAAUGGAAAAUCCUGACCUCCGUUUGUCGGUGGGUAUGACACAUAAUCAGAAGGGUGUCCGAAUCCGAAGAGUUGAGCCUACGGCCCCAGAAUCCAAUGUUCUAAAGCCUUCAGAUGUUAUCCUUAGCUUUGAUGGGGUUGAUAUAGCCAAUGAUGGAACAGUGCCGUUCAGGCAUGGAGAGCGCAUUGGUUUCAGCUAUCUUGUUUCUCAAAAAUAUACUGGCGAUGAUGCUCGAGUGAAAGUUCUUCGUAAAUCUAAGACUCUAGAAUUUAAAAUAAAGCUUAAUGCACAUAAACGAUUGAUUCCAGCUCAUAUCAGGGGAAAACCUCCUUCUUACUACAUUGUCGCUGGUUUUGUUUUCUCUGCUGUUUCUGUUCCAUAUUUAUGCUCAGAGUAUGGAAAAGAUUAUGAAUUUGAUGCUCCGGUUAAGUUGAUGGACAAACUUCUACACGCAAUGGCACAAUCAAUUGAUGAACAACUAGUUGUGGUUUCUCAGGUGCUUGUGGCUGACAUCAAUAUUGGUUAUGAAGAACUGGUAAACACUCAGGUUAUUGCUUUCAAUGGCAAGCCUGUGAAAAAUCUGAAGAACUUGGCUAACAUGGUGGAGGCCUGUAAAGAAGAAUACUUGAAGUUUGAUCUUGAUUAUGAUCAGAUUGUUGUACUGCAGACUAAAAAUGCAAAAGCGGCAACGUCUGAUAUUCUUGCAAUGCAUUGUAUACCUUCAGCCAUGUCUGAUGAUCUGAAGGCGUGAUAGCUGUUUGUGAUGGUUUGGAUGCUAGGAAGUCUCCACAUUCACCUUUCCCACUUUGAGCUAUACUUUGUCUUUUCAUUAUCAUUGGUCACUGAGUUUCUAGUGCCAAGUGUGAUAUUGUUGAUGGCCAAUCCAAAGAGAGUUUAUGUUCUCUUCCCUGCAGUGGGGAAACUGAAAAAGAUGCUACGAAAGUUUGUACCACAUUUUCUUCUUUCAUUCCAGAGAUAGUUCAGAUAUCACAUCAGGAGCGGCACAGCUUUGAGUGCUUUAGAUGCUGUAGAAUGUAGUUCAGAUAUCAUAUCAGGAGAUCUAUACAAAGAACGAAAUAUGCAGAGAAUCUGCCGCUCUCUCCUCCUGAGGAAACAUAGCUUAUUUUAGUAUUAUGGUGCUGUCUGUAAGUCACCUAAUGAUGUGAUGAGCUCGGAGAAGACUAUUUUUACCUUUCUUUAUUGGAAUAAACUAUUGUAGCAGAGGAAAACUCAAGUUACACCUACUUUAGUACUGUCGAAUCCAAUGCCUGUAAGAGAAAUCAGUUGGAAAGUACCUUGUUUAAAUUUAAAUGAUGAAGUUUAGUUUUGAUUUCA
Molecule: messenger RNA, 2701 nt
Organism: Capsicum annuum
Lineage: Eukaryota; Viridiplantae; Streptophyta; Magnoliopsida; Solanales; Solanaceae
Product: protease Do-like 9
Exons: 9
Coding region: 369-2117 (582 amino acids)
Biological process (GO): proteolysis
Molecular function (GO): protein binding; serine-type endopeptidase activity
Source: RefSeq, a predicted model, not a curated record